AUGUUAUCACAAUCAUCACGUCUAUGGACAUCAUAUCGAUUAUUAUAUCCAUCAAUAAUAAACUUUUCGUCUCGUUGUUCAUUAACAAUAACAAAAGUUUCAAUUCCUUCAACAAAAUUAACAAAAAGUUAUUAUUAUCAUGCAUCUGAAGUUCCAUUACUCUAUCAUACAAUUGGUCAACAUUUAGAUAAUUUAGCUUUUGAACAUCCAGAUCAUCAAUGUUAUGUAUUUAAAGGCGAAGGAAAUAAACGUUAUACAUAUAAAUCAUUCCUUGAUGAAGUUGAUAGUUUAGCUACAAGUCUUAUUGAACUUGGUUAUGAAAAAAAUGAUCGACUUGCUGUUUGGUUACCAAAUACAUCGGAAAAUUGUGUAAUUACAUAUGCAGCAUCAAAAGUUGGCGUGAUUAAAGUUAAUAUAAAUCCAGCUUAUAUGGAUCGUGAAUUAACAUAUUGUUUAAAUAAAGUUGGUUGUAAAGGUUUAGUUAUGCGACCUAAUGUUAAAAUAAUUGAUUGUAUUAAAAUAAUGAAUAGAUUAAUUCCUGAAUUAAGUCAAACAAAAGGUGAAAUCAAUGCUCAAGCUUUACCAACAUUAAAACAUAUUAUAUUAACACCUAGUGAUAAUGGUAAAUCAGUUAGUCUACCACAAGGUAUGCAUUGUUAUACUGACCUAAUACGUAAAGGUGCCAACAGUAAACAAGAAGAACGACGUACACGGCAGUCGCAAUUGGAUGGUGAUACUCCACUCGCUAUUUUUUAUACAUCAGGUACAACAGGACAACCUAAAGCAGCUACAUUAACAAAUUAUAAUAUGUUAAAUAAUAAUUUUCAUCUUUGUUAUUUAUAUCCAGAAUUAAUGAGUCAUGUUUGUUGUCCUAUACCAACAUUUCAUAUAUUUGGUGAAAUAGCUGGUACAUUAAAUAUCAAUGCACCAAAAUAUUUGACAACAUUUCCUUCUAUUUUACCUGAUACUUUUGAAACAAUGCGAGCUAUUCAUGAAGAAAAAUGUACAGCAUUAAUUGGUGCACCAAUUAUUUUUCGUGAUAUACUUGCUCAUCCAAAACGAAAAGAAUUUGAUAUGAGUUCUCUUUUAUUUGCUAUUCUUGGUGCAGCUCCUGUUAAUCCUGCACUAGUUGAACAACUUGAACGUGAAAUUCCAAUAAAAACAAUUUCACAAGGAUAUGGUCAAACAGAAAAUUCAGCUUCAAUGGCAAUGAGUGUAUUUGCUGAAGAUGAUAAAAAACGACGAUAUUCAUCUGUUGGAAAAGCACUACCUCGAAUUGAAAUGAAAAUAGCAGAUUCUCACGGACAUAUUUUACCAAUUGGUCAAGAAGGUGAAAUUUGUGCUCGAGGUUUUAAUAUUAUGAAAGGUUAUUAUGGUGAUGAUGAAAAAACACGUGAAACUAUAACAUCAUCUGGAUGGUUAAGAACAGGUGAUUUAGGUUUUAUGGAUGAACAUGGUUAUGUUUAUUAUCGAUCACGUCAAAAAGAAAUGGUUAUUGUUGGUGGUAUUAAUGUAUAUCCAACUGAAGUAGAACAUUUUCUUUCAGAACAUCCAAAUAUAGCUGAAGCACAAGUAUUUGGUAUGCCUGAUAAACGAUAUGGUGAAGUACUCUGUGCAUGGAUUAAACUAAAACCAGGAACAAAAAUCAAUGAUGUCGAAGAAGUGAGACAAUUUCUAUCGUCAAAAGUAGCAUUUUUUAAAGUACCAAAACAUAUUAGAAUUAUUGAAUCAUUUCUUCCGUUUACAACACCAACAGGCAAAAUACAAAAAUUUAAAUUAACAGAAGCAAUGGUUAAACAUAUGUCGACAUCAUCUACAUAG
Rotaria sordida is the source of this 1821-nucleotide messenger RNA. NCBI's taxonomy places the organism in Eukaryota, Metazoa, Rotifera, Eurotatoria, Philodinida, Philodinidae. The record is from the annotation of a GenBank genome assembly.